This is a messenger RNA of Lycium barbarum (goji berry), 685 nucleotides long. RefSeq lists its product as uncharacterized. The record is from RefSeq and is a predicted model, not a curated record. The coding region runs from base 185 to 685 and encodes 166 amino acids. Lineage: Eukaryota; Viridiplantae; Streptophyta; Magnoliopsida; Solanales; Solanaceae. The transcript has 2 exons.
UCAGGAUUGUAUUGGUGCAAUCGAUGGAACACAUAUACGUGCUAAAGUUUCACAAGAUGAAGCACCCAAAUAUCGUGGGAGGAAAUAUUAUCCAACACAAAAUAUAUUGGCUGCAUGUACGUUUGAUUUAAAAUUCACGUACGUAUUAGCUGGAUGGGAAGGGACAGCAUCUGAUUCAAGAAUCAUGAAAGAAGCACUAACUAGACAAGAACCGUUAAAAAUUCCCGAAGGUAAAUACUACCUUGUUGAUGGAGGAAUCAUGUUGAGAAGUGGGCUUAUCACACCUUAUAGGGGAGCGCGGUAUCACUUGAAAGAGUAUUCAAGAAAUCCACCUCGAAAUCCUCGUGAAUUGUUUAAUCUGCGACAUGCAUCUUUGCGUAAUGCUAUUGAACGAGCAUUUGGAGUUCUUAAAAAGAGAUUUCCUAUAAUUGCUAGUUCAACUGAGCCAUCAUAUGGUGUUGGUACCCAAAAACUUAUUAUUUUUGCGUGUUGUAUUUUGCACAACUAUUUAAGAGGAGUAAAUCCAAACGAUGAGUUACUUGUACAAGUGGAUGUUGAGCUUAUGAAUAGUGAUAGUGUGCCUGAAGAACCGUCAAAUUCUACGGAAAGCAAUGACGAAACACAAAGAGGAGAGACAAUUCGAGAUCAAAUUGCAGCCAGCAUGUGGUCUAACUACCAAGCUUAA